Molecule: messenger RNA, 1539 nt
Organism: Candida dubliniensis CD36
Lineage: Eukaryota; Fungi; Ascomycota; Pichiomycetes; Serinales; Debaryomycetaceae
Gene: ARO9
Product: aromatic-amino-acid:2-oxoglutarate transaminase
Exons: 1
Coding region: 1-1539 (512 amino acids)
Biological process (GO): aromatic amino acid catabolic process; L-tyrosine biosynthetic process
Molecular function (GO): pyridoxal phosphate binding; aromatic-amino-acid:2-oxoglutarate transaminase activity; L-2-aminoadipate:2-oxoglutarate transaminase activity
Source: RefSeq, a predicted model, not a curated record
AUGUCUGAUCCUUCUCAUUUAAUUUCUAAACGAGCUGCUGGAAGAACCUCGUUACAUUUUACUAAUGCUCCAUCUGAUAAGCCUCCAGCAAAUUUCAAGCCUCAUGCAAAGCCCUUGGCAUUAUCUUAUGGUAUGCCUAAUCAUGGGUUUUUCCCAAUUGAUUCAAUAGAUGUCAAUUUAGUUGAUUUUCCAUUCCAAAAAAUCCCAUCAGCCUCAAAACCCCCUUCAUCAUUGAACGGGUCCGAGAACGGUCAUCAAACCAAAACUCCACCUCCAAAUAUACACGAACAACAGUCAACCGUACACAUCAGUAGACAUACUACUGAUCCAAAAUUAAUUGAUUUAGCUAGAGGAUUACAAUAUGCUGCUGUUGAAGGACAUGCACCAUUAUUACAAUUUGCAAGAGAUUUUAUCAUUCGGACACAUAAACCAAAUUAUGACGAUUGGAAUGUUUUCAUAACUUCUGGUGCCAGUGAUGGAUUAAAUAAAGCUGCCGAUGCAUUUUUGGAUGAUGGUGAUGUUAUCUUGGUAGAAGAGUUUACUUUUAGUCCAUUUUUAAGAUUUCUGGAUAAUACUGGUGCUAAGGCUGUCCCCGUGAAAAUCAAUUUUGAUAAUGAUUCCGAUGGGAUUGAUUUAGAUGAAUUUGUUGACCUAUUAGAGAAUUGGGGGAAAUAUUAUCCAAAUUUACCUAAACCAAAGGCAUUAUAUACUAUUGCUACUGGACAAAAUCCAACUGGAUUCACCCAAUCUUUAGAAUUUAGAAAGAAAGUAUAUGAUUUGGCAGUCAAACAUGAUUUUGCCAUUAUUGAAGACGAUCCUUAUGGAUACUUGACAUUGCCAAAAUAUGAAAAACCAAAUAUAGCUGGUGGUAACAUUAAUGAGUUAAAGAAUGAUCUUACAAUUGAUGAUUAUUUGAAAAAUCAUUUGACUCCGUCUUAUCUUGAAUUAGAUACUACUGGUAGAGUAUUUAGAGUUGAGACAUUUUCCAAGUUAUUUGCCCCAGGUUUAAGAUUAGGAUUUGUUGUUGGUCACAAAAAAGUAAUUGAGGCAGUUAAGAAUUAUAGUGAUGUUGUUAAUCGUGGUGCCCUGGGUUUAACACAAACUAUUGUUAAUAAUGUUAUUCAAGAAAACUUUAAAGGUGUUGAUGGAUGGUUGGAAUGGAUUUUAAAGAUGAGAUCGAAUUAUUCUUAUAGAAAAGAUUUAUUGUUAUAUUCAAUUUUUGAAUCACAAGCUUAUAAAAAGGGGUAUGUUGAUGUUAUUGACCCUAAAGCUGGUAUGUUUGUUACUUUUAAAGUUAAUUUACCAAAAGAUGUUGAUGUUUUACAAAAAAUGAAAUUAUUAUUAUGGAAAUUGAUUUCUCAUGGGGUGUUGGUUGUUGCAGGAUAUAAUAUGACGGUUGAUUUAGAGUUUAGUAAAGAUAGAAGCAAUUUUUUUAGAUUAUGUUAUGCUCUUGCUAAUAAUGAUGAAGAAAUUCUUGAAAGUGGGAAAAGAUUGACUGAUGCAGUUUAUGAAUUCUUUACCAAUGGCUUAGAGUAUUAA